Messenger RNA from Sapajus apella (tufted capuchin), 689 nucleotides. RefSeq names its product transition protein 2 (gene TNP2). The transcript has a single exon. Lineage: Eukaryota; Metazoa; Chordata; Mammalia; Primates; Cebidae. The record is from RefSeq and is a predicted model, not a curated record. Gene Ontology annotation, molecular function: DNA binding; zinc ion binding. Gene Ontology annotation, biological process: penetration of zona pellucida; spermatogenesis; acrosome reaction. Gene Ontology annotation, cellular component: nucleosome; nucleus. Bases 115 to 522 code for a protein of 135 amino acids.
GUGCCAUCAUAAUCAGCCCCAACUAUAUAACCAGGGGCUGCCAGGGCCUCUGUAAAUCUAGGCCUGCUGGGAGAGGAGGAAGAGGAGGCCCUGCCCCUCCAAUCGUGGCCUCCUAUGGACACCAAGACUCACAGCCUUCCCAUCACCCACACCCAGCCCCAUAGCAACUCUCGGCCCCAAAGCCCCACCUGCAGGCCGUGCACCUGCAGCCGCCACUGCCAGACCUGCAGCCAGCAUUGCAGCCAGAGCCGGAGCUCCAGCCGCAGCCCGACCACCCACCACAGCCCACCCGGCGCCCAGAGCUCAUCCGGCCGCCAGGGCCAGAGUCCCAGCCCCAGCCCACCACCAAAGCACCACAAAAAGACCAUGAACUCCCACCACUCUCCCACGCGGCCCACCAUCCUUUACAGCAGCUGCCCCAAGAGAAGAAAGAACUUGGAAGUCAAGAUGAACAAGAGAAAAAUGGCCAAGAGGAUCCGGCAGGUGUACAAAACCAAGAAGCGGAGCUCAGGUACCCUUUAAGGAGGUGGGGAAGGGUCACAGAGCCCACAGAUGACAGGGAGCAGACCCUGGGGGCAGUGAGGGGAAGGGUGCAGCCAGGUCACAGAGGAACCACAGGCAAGGAUGAAGACGGAGAAGAGAAACAAUGGCAGUUGGUCAGCUGAAUGUAUCAACACUGACAGACUUUG